This is a messenger RNA of Desarmillaria tabescens, 1897 nucleotides long. RefSeq lists its product as uncharacterized. Gene Ontology annotation, molecular function: protein binding. The transcript has 4 exons. Bases 90 to 1760 code for a protein of 556 amino acids. The record is from RefSeq and is a predicted model, not a curated record. Lineage: Eukaryota; Fungi; Basidiomycota; Agaricomycetes; Agaricales; Physalacriaceae.
UUUGCCCCGUCAUUAAUACUCCCCCGAGCCUAAAGGCUGUUCGAGGAGCGGUCAGAGUUCAUUUGUUCCGUCCUUCUGGCCGCUGCUGAAUGUCGACUUACCCUCGUCGGGUUCCGCCGUCCGCCUUUGCUGCUCACCGCAAUCGGACCCCCCUACCUACUUCCCAUGCAUCACGUCCGUCUAGCCAGGCCCGGGGGGGAAUGCAGCAUGUUUCCAUCCCGGACCUGCGCGAAGCCAUCCAUUCACUGGAUUCCAAGAUGGCGUCCCUCAUGAGCCAGCGACAUGAGCUCGAGUCUCAUCUCGAGAAAGCAGUCCGUCUGCAGUCUCCCAUCCACCGUCUACCGAGUGAGCUUUUAGCGUCAAUCUUCAUCGUUGGGGUACUAGGCAUAGACGAGAACCCAGUCUUGGUCUCGACACUAAUGCUCGUUUGUCGAUACUGGGCAGAUGUCGUACUUGACACGCCCCUACUAUGGUCCAGGAUCACCGUUGGUCCCCACGAUUCUCUUGAAAGAGCCAGACGUAAACUCAAACGCUCAAAGUCGUGUCCCCUCGACAUCACCAUCAAUUUCGGGACGCGUACAGAGUACACGAACAGCGUCACAGAGCAGGUCGUCCACGCCAUGGAUCUCAUUCGUCCAGCCCUAUGGCGAACCAGGUCUUUCAGUCUUAGCGUUCCGAAUCGUCCGCAAGCCCACGCUGCCCUUCUUCGAUGCCAGGAGGAUGCUCCGCUCCUUGAAACAUUGUCCAUACGGAUUUACCGGUCCAUGCAGGACGACCGGUACUCCAGCCCCCCUCUUCCCCUCUUCAAUGGUCAUACCCCACGGUUACGUUCGUGUUCCUUGACAUCUUUUAACUUUGGAUGGGAUCAUCGACUUGUAUCCCGGCUUUGUGUCCUCAAGCUUGAAGGUUACUUCAAUGGCUUUACUCCAUCAGCGUCCGUGCUACUUGGAAUUCUCCGUCAGUGUCCAGAAUUGGAGGAGUUGGAUUUGCGGAACAUGUCUGAUGUCGACUCGGAUCCCUGUUAUCCCUCUGUUUCCGGUGAGGAAUAUGGGCCUCCGCAGACCACCGGAAAACUCGUCCCUCUCCCUCGUCUCAGGAAGAUAACGUUCUACUACGCGGGGAUCGCGCUAGCACGCCAGAUCAUGUGCCAAAUCACUUUCCCAAACCUAGAAAGUUUUGAGGUGUGCUAUCUCGAGAACGUCACUCCCAUCCUACAGCUGCUCUACUCCCAAGCGCUGACACGGCUACCUUUACGUUGCCUGCGCAUAGAGUCCUGCUUAUUUAACGAGAUAAAGUUCGUCAGUCUCCUGCGUCGUCUACCAUCGCUGGUCGUUCUGGAAUUGGUGGAUGUGGAAGAUGCGUCGUCAAAUUUCUUAAAGGGUCUCUCGUCCUCGCAGCCCUGGGUGUGCCCUAAGCUUGAGUCGCUUUCCCUUGAUGGCUGCACCUCCCUCGACUGGGAUUCUCUUCGCACCUUCGUCGAAUCUCGCCUUCCGUCCAACUCGUACCCUCGUUUCCAGGACGCUCAAGCAUUCCGCGCCGCAAAUCCGACUGUUACAUCCGCCUCAAGCGCCUCCCGUCCUCGCGUUCGCCCGCAAAAUCGGGGAUCUCCUUCAGUCUUAGGGCCGCAGCGUCUGAAAACAAUAGAUGUAACACGAUGCCAUCAAAUGAGCAAGGAGAUGGUCCAGUGGCUGCGGAUGUAUGUUCCCGAUGUCAAAUGCGAACCAGCAAAAGGCGUUUGGGGGGAACCUAUGAUACCUUGAUCCGAUAGAGAGACGGACAUCAGGAAACGUUUUUUAUUACCCCUCGGAGUUUUGAUUUCGGCCAAGUUUUCUUGCAUACAUAUUGCUAUCCUGCACUUAUCCGCAUUACACAAUUGUUUAUUCGAGGCUGUAACCUU